GCUCUCCGUAGUGUCGGAGGCAGCUCGGCAGGACUCUGCGGUGUGUGCUGGUUCGCGGCGGCUGGACCCCAACUCCAAGGCCGGGCCGUGAAGCUUCUGCCGCCCUGCUUAGUCGCGGACCGCCCUCCGCUUCCCGGUGCCCGCAGCGGCGCCGAGUCUGACUGGGGCGGGGGCCGCGGCCCCUCGGGCUAGCGAGGAUGAGCUUCCUCUUCAGCAGCCGCUCUUCGAAAACAUUCAAACCAAAGAAGAAUAUUCCUGAAGGCUCCCAUCAGUACGAACUCUUAAAACAUGCAGAAGCCACUCUGGGAAGUGGCAAUCUGAGGCAAGCUGUCAUGUUGCCAGAGGGAGAGGACCUCAAUGAAUGGAUUGCUGUCAACACUGUGGAUUUCUUCAAUCAGAUUAACAUGCUGUAUGGAACCAUUACAGAAUUCUGCACUGAGGCAAGCUGCCCAGUCAUGUCUGCAGGUCCCAGGUAUGAAUACCAUUGGGCAGAUGGCACUAAUAUUAAAAAGCCAAUCAAGUGUUCUGCACCAAAAUACAUUGACUAUUUGAUGACUUGGGUUCAGGAUCAGCUUGAUGACGAAACCCUUUUCCCUUCGAAGAUCGGUGUCCCAUUUCCCAAAAACUUCAUGUCUGUGGCAAAGACUAUCCUGAAGCGUCUCUUCAGGGUUUACGCCCAUAUUUACCACCAGCACUUUGACUCCGUGAUGCGGCUGCAAGAGGAGGCCCACCUCAACACCUCCUUUAAGCACUUUAUUUUCUUUGUUCAGGAGUUUAAUCUGAUUGAUAGGCGUGAGUUGGCACCACUUCAGGAAUUAAUUGAGAAGCUUGGAUCUAAAGACAGAUAAACGUUUCUUCUAGAACACAGUUAGCCCCUCGCUCUGUCUACUGCUAGCACCCUCUCAUUGCUGUCUGGUAUGGACUAGUGACACUGACUAUGAAGAAACAGGAUCAAAGGACCGUUUGUUGUCUGCAGAGAAAAUUGUCCCAAAGGUAGGCUGGCCAGGUAGCUUCAGAACAAGACCUGUGUGGCACAGCCAGAUUGGAAGUGCUUUGUGGCCACCCGUCCUUCAGUAUCCCUUGUUGUAACCUGAGGAGUAACCUGUGGUCUGUGGCUGAUCUUUUGUUCAAGAAAGUGAUUGAAGCCGGGCGGUGGUGGUGCACACCUUUAAUCCCAGCAUUCAGGAGGC
Molecule: messenger RNA, 1190 nt
Organism: Onychomys torridus (southern grasshopper mouse)
Lineage: Eukaryota; Metazoa; Chordata; Mammalia; Rodentia; Cricetidae
Gene: Mob1a
Product: MOB kinase activator 1A
Exons: 6
Coding region: 198-848 (216 amino acids)
Biological process (GO): hippo signaling; positive regulation of protein phosphorylation
Cellular component (GO): cytoplasm; nucleus
Molecular function (GO): protein kinase activator activity
Source: RefSeq, a predicted model, not a curated record